GUUUUUAAAGGAGCUAACCUAACUUUUCAGUGCAGAAGAGAUCUGCACUUGCUGCACUGCAAUAACUUCGGUGGCACAGUGGCAGCGCGUAGCGUGGAACAAUAACAUGCAAGAUUUCCCGUAUGCUUUAGCUAACACAAAUAAUCGUAUCGUUUUUAGUGUGAAGAAUCACUGUCGUAAGGCAUAAAGCACAUCGUAAAUAACGCCAAAUUAAGGACAGUAGAGAUAGGUACUUUGAGGCUGGUGGCUUCUGCUUGUUGUGGUUUCGCGCUACGCGCUGCCACCGACCACAAAUGGGGUGAGGUGUAUCACCUUCUCAGUUUUGUCUUAUCUGGUUCUCGUGCCAUUGCCUGUGCCAUUCCGAAAAAUGACUCUUUAAAUACUUGUUUUUGUUACUUCAGCUUAAAUUUUCUAUAUCAUUCAUUUUAUUACAAGAAGUUUUACAAUUUUCAUGUAUGUUUUGUGGACUAAUUUGCCGACCAGGCUCAGAUAAUAUUGUAGAUGAGCAUCAGAACUCUUGUCAGUUGCUAUUUGUAUGAAUGGGUUUCAGUCAGUUAUUAUUUGUAGAUGUUGUUGGAAAAAUCAGUGAGGAAAAAUUAGUUUGCUUGUUUCGAAGUAUUCCGUUAGCUUCCAUGGUGUAGUUGAUUCACUGUAGAUGUGUCUGUUAAACGCAUGUUGUAAUUGUAGUUGUAUUUUUGUUUGUUUGUUUCUGGUUGAUACAGCCUGGUUGUAUGGGCAUCGGCUUGGACUUGAGAUGUAAAUAGGCACAAAAUGAUGGUUACCGGAUAAGCAUUUGGAAGAGCUAUUGAAAUCUUUCAGUAGCAUUAUCUGCCACUCCUGUUCUGUAGGGCGGAUUUCCACAGAAGCUAUGGAUUCCGGUGCAACAUGCUGUGCGGGAGAAAGUCAGUCCAUCCACAAGCGCAGCCUUUACGAACACAAUGGUGUAGCAGUAUGCUCUCAGAAGAGAGCCCUUAUCAUAGCAUGUGGGGUGUUUGCUGUAUUAUUCAUAGUCUCUGUUGUACUUGCAACAGCUGGACCUCAGACAGAUUGCCCAUGCCUCGGAGUGAAACCAGCUGACAUUGAUGAAGAAGAUAUGCCAUUACCUCCAAGUCCAAAAAUCCCGAUAGCAACGAACAAUGAGCUAUUCCCUUGGAACAAUCCUCGGCUACCAACAUUUAUUCGUCCUAUGCGCUACAAGAUCAACAUUCAUCCAAAUCUGACCACUCUAGAUGUGAAAGGGCAAGUGACCAUCGACUUUCAAGUAGAAAAAGAAACAAACUUCAUUGUGUUUCACAGCAAAAAUUUGACAUUAACAGAGAAGCAUUUGAUCAGCAAUGCCCUACCUACUUCUCUUGACCGAAAGGGACACAGAUUGCCAAUUACAAGAUUUCUUGAGUAUCCAUCUGGGCAGCAAGUUUAUAUGGAACUUAAAGAGAAAUUGAGAAAGAAAGUCAACUACACUCUUGUUGUACGUUUUAAUUCCCGCCUUGGUCGUGAUCUUGAAGGGUUUUACCUCAGCAGUUAUGUCAACAAGCAAGGAGAAACUAAAUUCUUAGCUACAACACAUUUUGAACCAACUUAUGCUCGAUCUGCAUUUCCGUGCUUUGAUGAACCACACUUAAAGGCACGUUUUCGUAUGUCUAUAUUCCGUGAUAGAUUCCAUAUUGCAUUGUUCAACACACCUAUUGCUAAUACUGAGGAUGCAGGAUUUUACAUGGGUACAGGGCUGCUCAGAGAUGACUUUGAGGAAUCUGUAGAAAUGAGCACAUACCUAGUGGCAUUUGUUAUUUGUGAUUAUAAAAGUAUUAUGCAACAUACAUCAAAGAAUAUCACUGUGUCUGUCUAUGCCCCAACUGGUCUGCUACCUCAAGCUAACUUUGCUCUGUCUAUUGCUACACAAAUGAUGGAUCAUUAUGAAGAUUACUUUGGUGUUCCUUAUCCUCUUCCAAAACAAGACUUGAUUGCAAUUCCGGAUUUUGCUGCUGGAGCCAUGGAAAACUGGGGCCUAAUAACCUAUCGUGAGACUUCUAUUUUGUAUGAUCCUGAUGAAACCUCGUCAGCUGCCAAGCAAUGGGUAGCUAUUGUUGUUGCCCAUGAGCUUGCCCAUCAGUGGUUUGGUAAUCUAGUGACAAUGAAGUGGUGGAACGACCUGUGGCUUAAUGAAGGAUUCGCCAGCUUUUUGGAAUAUCUCGGUGUGGAUCAUGUGAUGCCUGACUGGCGAAUGAUGGAGCAGUUUAUUCUUGACAAAACCCAACCAGCACUUUCUCUAGACGCUCUGGCAACAUCACAUCCAAUAUCUGUUCAAGUUGGUGAUCCUACUGAGAUUGAGUCAAUCUUUGAUACAAUAUCUUACAAUAAGGGAGCAUCAAUCUUGUACAUGUUGGAGAAAUUUCUACAUGAAGAAAUAAUGCGCAGUGGACUCAACGACUACCUCAAUAUGCAUAUGUAUAGCAACGCUGAAACAAAAGACCUUUGGGAUGUUUUCAGUAAACAUGCUAAUCAAUCCUUGGAAGUCAAAGUUAUUAUGGAUUCAUGGACAAAUCAAAUGGGUUUUCCCUUAAUAAACCUGACUAGAGAAGGAGACAAAAUCAUUGCUACACAAGAACGAUUUUUACUAACUGAUAUCAUGAACCAUGACUUGAAUAUAACAAACAGUACCUCGAAAGAGACAUCUUCAGCCAAGUGGUAUGUUCCACUGAGCUAUUAUACUGACAAGGAAAAGGAGGCCCAAUAUGUUUGGAUGAAUCAAACUAAUGUUGAAUUUAAUAUACCAGAAAAUAUUGUGUGGUUGAAAGCAAACGUCAAUCAGUCUGGUUUUUAUCGGGUAACAUACUCCGAAGAUAUGUGGAUGUCCAUAAUUGCUGCUCUGCAUAAAAACCACUCUAUCUUUAGUGCUGCAGAUCGAGCAUCUCUUAUUGAUGAUGUUUUUACCCUUUGCAGAGCUGGAAUACUUAAUGCUACUGUGCCCUUGGAGCUGUCAUUGUAUUUAUUGAAAGAACGGGAUUAUGUCCCAUGGGCUACCGCUUUAGAACAUUUCCAGUCAUGGGCGAGGAGAUUAGCAGAAUCUUCUUCCUAUAGAAUGUUCCUAGAAUACACUAAGAGGCUCAUUACGCCUGUUUCAGAAAGUAUUGGAUGGGAAGAUACUGGUCCUCAUCUCAAAAAACUUAUGCGUUCAGAUAUUCUGGCAUCUGCUAUUUUGGCGAAUGUGGAUUCUGCUGUCAAUGAAGCCAAACCCAAAUUCCGGGCUUGGAUGGAGAAGAGUACUCGCAUUCCUCCAAACCUCCGUGAAGUUGUUUAUGCUGCCGGUAUCAAGUAUGGUGGUGUUAAAGAAUGGGAAUUUUGCUGGGACAAGUACAAUAAAUCUAGAGUGCCAAGUGAGAAGAAAUUAUUGUUGAAAGUAUUAGGAGUUUCCUCAGACCCUUGGCUACUUCAGAGGUACCUACAGAACACAUUAAAUAGAGAUUUAAUCAAACCUCAAGACAUUAAAAUUGUGCUGGCUGUUGUUGCUGCUAACCCUGAAGGAAGACUUUUAUCCUGGCGUCAUUUGAGAGCUCAUUGGAAUCAUUUCCAGGACACAUUUGGAAACAAUACUUUCACCAUGGGUGGGCUAGUGACAGCAGUGACUUCCCAUUUUGCUGCAGAAUAUGACCACAAGGAGGUAUCACAUUUCUUCCGACGAAUGGAUAUGGGUUCUGGUCAGAGGGCUCUAGAGCAGAGCCUCGAGACAAUCAUGCUGAAUAUUCAUUGGGUGAAACACAAUGACGAACCAAUAUUCAGUUGGCUGAAAAACUACCUUAGAUAAUAUGAAGCUUUACCCACGCCCCCUCCAACUCCAUCUCACCACUCAGGAACAAACAACUCGACAAAUGCUCUUCCAACAGACUCUUCCUCUGAAUCUGUCUCACUCAAGACUGACUUGAGCAACAUCUCAAGCUCUUCCAGGGACUGCAUUCAAUCUACAUCGACAUUUUGUAAUCAGGGCCAGCCUUCCAGAAGUACUAUGAAAGUGGCUUCAGGCACAUCUGCUAAUCCUUUAAAUAUUCAAACUGUGCAUAAAACUACACCAGCAUAUUUGAAGGAACUUACUGAAUCUACUCUUUCAUAUUCAACUGUAAGUACACCUCUAGAGGUGGAUCAUCCAUUCAAGGAGGCCUAUUCAACACUUCAUACUCCUGCCAAAACUAUCUCCAAAAAGCCUCUCCCUACCUCUGAAAUAGUUUACAUUAAACCUUUCUUAAAACCUCAAGGCAAUGUAAAUAAAAUUCAAUUAGACAAAAUGGUCCCUGUGGCUCCAACUAAAGCAGAACCGGGUAUUGUCAGAACAACACCUGCUUCCCGUAUUUUUUACAUCACACUGUUACCAUAUCCCAUCAAACAGUAAACUUAAGCAGCGUAGUUGGAAAGUACAUCACAGAUACAUUUGAGGAUGUUUCAGAAAUAAUUUUCUUGCAUUAGUCUGUGAAGUCCUACAUAUUUAUUGGUAUGUGUGAAUGUGUCUCUUAUUGUAAUUUCAUGUGUUUUUGUGCUAAUCUCCUAAAUUAGGAUUGAAACUAAUACUCAUGGGGCAGUGGGUAACCAAAUAACAAUGGGUGAACUUUAAGUCAUAACAGUAGCGGUAUUUCCAUUGUUUUAGUCCUUCCAAUUUUUUCAUCAUCAUUAUUAUUAACUCUGCAAAAUAAAAAUAGCUCUUAUUUUCUUGAAGUACAGUACAUAUUUCUCUCAGUGUACCUAAUAGAGUAGAAAAGAGACGAAGAUCUAUUUUUGAUCUACACAGUAGAAAAAUCAAAGAGUAUUAGGAACUUUUCACAUUUAUCACUUCUAACUAGGUUACAUAAGAAAUAAAGUUCAACAAUUAAUAUCUAUGCAAUAGAAAACUGGAUAAGUUUUAUCACUUUAGCACUAGUUACUUGAUUCAUUCUGUUGUUUAUACUUUCAUUAAAUUAUGGAUGUCAAUGUAUUUUCCUCCAAAGCUUAGUUGUAUGUCAUGGAGAUUAACGCAUAAAAAUAGAUGGAAUUUUUCCAUCCAAUAUGUAAAUUAUGUUUAUCUUUUCCACUUCCACUCCUUUGAGUCGGGCCAUUAUUCAGUAAUAUUGGCAUGUAAAUCUGAUCUGCAUUUAAGUUCUUUUCUAGUUGAAUCUCUUAAUGUACUUAAGUCCUCCUUUACUGUCAGUAAUGAAAAUGAGCCAAAUUUUAUUGUGUUCAACUAUAAAGAUAGAUGGUGGUCCUGUUUUCAACUCAUAAAAUACCAUUAUGUUUCUUGGCCUAAUAGCACAAUGUUCAGUAUUUACUUUGGAUUUUGUGAGCAUAGUCGUAUUGCUACAUGUUCAGAGUCUUUCUUGAUUCUUGCGAGACACAUACACAGGGUUUUUGCGUAAUGAACUGUGAUGUUUCUCAUACGUGUAUAAGGUGACCACCACACUUACCAGCUAAUUUGCAAGGGCUUAUUUGAUUUUUUUUUAAAUGUGAAAGGCAGAAUAUGGUUGAAUGGUUUAUGUACAGAGCAAGGAAAAGAGUGAUCAUUAGCAAUCAGGAGCAUCUUAGCAUUUGGCAUAUUUGUGUUCUCACUUGUAAAAUAUAGUUUAAACUGAAGCAUUACAACCUGAAAUGCUUACUUUUGGGUUCAGGUUUGUGUGUAAGUAUUGCUAAGAAUUUAAAAUACUAUGCAUAACAUAACAGAUUAAAUUUGUGGGCUGAUCUGGGACUGAUGAGACCAAUUCAUUGUUGUGAUUCUUAUUUCGGAAAGUGAUAAUGUUGGCUUAAUCUAAGAAAAGAUCUAAAUUUUGAAAAAAAUCUAAGAAAAGAUCUAAAUUUUGAAAAAAAUUGAAAAUUAAUUCACAGUUUUAACAGGCUUUACAUUUAGUGCUUUUUUCUUUGUCUCUAAGGAAGUGGAGGGUUCUCAAGAAAGAUCAUACGUACUGACGACAAUUUGCUGUGAGAACUCUAGACUAUUGCUAUUAUUACCCUUAGCAGAUGUUAAUUUAAGGCACUCAAUUCUCAUUGUGCCCAUCGAAAGACUUAGUACUCUAGUCAUUACAUCAAGUGCUGAUUCUAUCCUUACCAACUGUCUGAUAGCACAAACAGCAUAGAUAUUUUGUCAUGUCUUACCUUAUAUAUUAUUAGUCACCUUCAUAGUAUAUAAAAGAUUUUUUCUACUUAUUCUCAUAUUCAUCUCUUAUUUUAUUGAAUGUUUGUGAGUCUUUUUUAAUUUAUCAUGUUAUAUGUACCUGUACGCAUUGUUUUAUUUAUGUACAACAAAGUGGUGUGGUUGUGUAUAUUCCUGCCGAAAAUUUAGCUGUCUGGAUUCAUACUAAAUAACACACAUGUUCUUUUGGUUUUUCACCAUCAUUUUUACUUUUUAAAAUUUAUGUGCACUUGUUAAGUUGUGAACUUUUAAACCAUGUAUACCAAUUUUUUCCCUUAAAGUCAACUCUGACUUUGACUUUACUUGUUCCUUCCAAUCCAACAUACUUUUACACAUGGUCCUCUGGGGUGGCAGGUAUUUUUUUAAAUUUGCCUACUGUGCAAAGGAUCAACAUAUCAAAGCUUUAAGGGAAUCAGGAAUAUUUACUAUUAUUUAAAGACUUAUUUUAUUUUAGUGUUUAAUCUUUUCAAGUUGUUUUAUUGAGCAGUGUAAAUGAUAUUGUUAAUCUUACCAUGUUUGCAUGUCAUCCAUUCUUUGUAAUUGUGAUUGUAUUUUUAACUCUACCUAUGUUGAAUUGAUCCUGGAUUAGAUGUGGUAAGUUAUUUGAUUUCCAUACUCUGAACACCAUACCACAAUGAUAAGUUUAGUGAAACUUUGGAGUUCAUAAUACAUCAAAAUUACAGAUGAAUUCCAGGAUCAAUUCUGCAGUAGUACCAAAUAUGGAGCCUAUUUAUUUGGUACAUCAUUCUUUUGCUGUAAUGCAGUACCCUGGCUGUACUAUGUCUAGGACUGUUUUUCCCCCUUUUGUUUGAUUGUUUGCCCUUAUAAAUGCUUGGCAAAAAAUAUCAUGUCUUAAGAGAUUUGUACCUUGUGAAGAAAGGAAAGUUAUCACUUUUUUACAUCUGAUUAUUCUCCUUUUAAAUUUGAAGUUCUCAUCUCUUUGUGUUUUGGUAGGAUAAGGUUUUGCUAAGUAUUGAAAUUCUAGUCAAACAUUUGCUGUAUUUCUUGUUUAUCAAAGGAAUAAAUUGAAUUUGUUUCAUAGUGCA
Frankliniella occidentalis (western flower thrips) is the source of this 7188-nucleotide messenger RNA. RefSeq names its product glutamyl aminopeptidase. Gene Ontology annotation, cellular component: cytoplasm. NCBI's taxonomy places the organism in Eukaryota, Metazoa, Arthropoda, Insecta, Thysanoptera, Thripidae. The record is from RefSeq and is a predicted model, not a curated record. The coding region runs from base 869 to 3802 and encodes 977 amino acids. Gene Ontology annotation, biological process: proteolysis; peptide catabolic process. The transcript is spliced from 18 exons. Gene Ontology annotation, molecular function: peptide binding; metalloaminopeptidase activity; zinc ion binding.